This is a messenger RNA of Drosophila hydei, 3197 nucleotides long. It is a transcript of the gene TTLL6A, whose product is annotated as tubulin polyglutamylase TTLL13. Gene Ontology annotation, cellular component: cilium. The transcript has 6 exons. Bases 137 to 2917 code for a protein of 926 amino acids. Gene Ontology annotation, molecular function: tubulin binding; tubulin-glutamic acid ligase activity. Gene Ontology annotation, biological process: microtubule cytoskeleton organization; protein polyglutamylation. NCBI's taxonomy places the organism in Eukaryota, Metazoa, Arthropoda, Insecta, Diptera, Drosophilidae. The record is from RefSeq and is a predicted model, not a curated record.
UUCAGAAAACAGAACAAAUUUUCAGAAAUUUUUAUAAAGUCUUUCCACAUUAUUUGCAUUCAAUGUCAGCCCCUUGACUGUCUAAAUUGUUUAGGUACUCGCAAUCUUUUUGCUUUUUAUUAAUUCUCAGGCAACGAUGACUGCAUUAAAAAAAAAUUUUAAGUCGAAGAAGAUCUCCAAUCAAAACAAAAGUUGCAUUGAUACUAAAAGCCUAUUGCCCAAGCCCCCAAGGAAAAGCUUCCGAAUUGGCGAAAUCAUCAAGGAUCCCGCAUCACUAAAGUCAUCCAUAGACAAUCCAAACAUAAGCCAAUUAUUCGGUAGUUAUGUGAGACCGCCAAUCGAAUGGCAGCAGCCCAUGGAGGGUGCUUACCUGCCAGACGAAUUUGGCAGUCCGUAUUUGCUACUUUCCGAGGACGAGGUGAAUGAAAUGGCAAAGAGGCAACGAGGACCUACCUGUCACAAUGUGCUGCGCGAACCACGUCUGAAACUCGACGCAGCCGAUGUUCAACGUAUGGUACGUGGCAUACGGCUUAGCAUUUGCGUCGAGCACACCCACUUCCCACUGAUUACCAAAGUCUCGAAGAGUCUGGGCCUCACCCAUGUGCCAGAGCAUCGACUGUGGAAUGUUCAAUGGUGCGACAAUACGCCCCAUUUCGAUCUACUGAAGAGCAUGAAACGAUUUCAGCAAAUCAAUCAUUUCCCCGGCAUGAUCGAGAUAUGUCGCAAGGACUUACUCUCACGCAAUCUGAAUCGCAUGCUCAAAAUGUUUCCAGGCGAUUAUCGAAUCUUUCCCAAGACCUGGCUACUGCCCACAGAUACCUAUGACGUGUCUGUCUAUGCUAGCAAGCACCGGCGUACGUUUAUACUCAAACCCUAUUCGUCGGGCCAGGGGCGUGGCAUUUGGCUAACCAAUAAUCUGCGUACGGUGCGUAGGAACGAGAAGUUGAUCUGUCAGACGUACGUUGAGAAGCCUCUGCUCAUCGAUGGCUUUAAAUUUGACUUGCGUGUCUAUACGCUCAUCACAUCGGUGGAUCCGCUGCGCAUCUUUGUCUACAACGAGGGACUGGCUCGCUUUGCGACACACAAAUAUAAACCACCUGCUUUGGGCAACAGCAACAAUAUGUUCAUGCACCUGACCAACUAUUGUGUAAAUCGCCGCAAUUGCAAUUAUGAUGCAGGCAGUGGCAAUGAUAAGGGAUCCAAACGGAAACUGAGUGCCUACAACAAGUGGCUCGUCGAACACAAUUACAACGUCGGAGAGUUCUGGGCGACGGUGGACGAUGCGAUUAUUAAGACCGUGAUCAGUGCGUGGCCCGUGCUGAAGCACAACUAUCAUUUGUGCUUCCCAAAGCACGAUAAGAUACAGGCCUGCUUUCAACUAUUGGGCUUUGAUAUACUCGUCGACUGGAAGCUCAAGCCGUACAUACUGGAGGUGAAUCAUACGCCCAGUUUGGCGUGCGGGGAACCCGUUGAUAAUGAAGUAAAACGUCCAUUGAUACGCGAUACAUUGAAUUUAAUCAGCAUGCCUUUGGUGGAUAAGGAGGAGAUUAUACGGGAGGAUCGAGCCUUGCUCCGCGAUCGUUUGAUGAGACAGCUGAAUCGACGCCGUGUGCCUAGUCCUAACAAAGAUGCGCAAGCUGGAGGUGAAUCGAAUCAGGCGUGCCCUCUGGGCGCCCUGGCCCUGCAGAUCGCUUGGGAGGAGAGCCACUUGGGCAACUACAGGCGUAUAAUGCCGCCUACAGACAGCGAUCGGAUCGGUUACUAUUUCAAAUUCUACAAUCAAUGCGAGACGUUCCCAACGUUAAAGGUUAAAGUUACCAGGAAAUGUGAUCCUUGGAAGCAAGAACAACUGCCGGAGCAAUUAUAUGCCAAACAGUGCCAACUGAAUAAAGUGCAGCAGCGCAAUGAGAGUACGAAACAGGCAUUGUUUCUGAGUAGUCGAAGCAAUUUCAAAGAUAUGGUCAAACAGAAGCGUAUACAAACUCUGGCCAUAAUUAAGGAUAUACACUUGCAAAAGUCCAAAAUGUUAAAGCAAAAACAGGGCAAAGAGACGGUGGGCAUAUGGCAGAUGCUGAAUACGCGGCAAAAGGAAGUUGCAAAUCAUGGGAAUCUAGAGAACUCGAGGAAAUCUUGGAAGCUGCCAUCGAGGCCCUCUUCGCCGCUAUCCUCGAGGCAAACGCCGAAGCUGUGCAGCAAGCUAACGAAUUCCGAGGACUCAACAGAUACAAGCGAAACCACAUGGAGCACGGCUACGUCAAAGCACAUGCGAGAGAGCUGGCCCGCCCGUACCAAAUGCAACUUGCCCAUUAUCAGGUCAAAGCGACGCGCUAAGAAUCGCCGACUUCAGCGUCGAAUAAGACGAGCCCGUCGUCUGGAGCGUGAAUCCCGGCUAGAUGCCGAAUUCUUGAUUAAGCAUGGUAUAUCAGCGUCUACGCGUCUGCAGGCGGGCUGCUCCAAGAAUGUAAUAUCCGCUCCGCAAAUAAACAGUGCUGUGCAAUUCAGUCAACAGCAGAUGCAGUUGACCAAGUAUGAAUCCCAGCUCAUUACCCACAUCCGUGACCUCGUCAAGAAAAAGUCAUACAAACAGCCGCUAAGCAUCAACAAAAUAGUCAAUAAAGUGAACAGCAUAUCAAACAUAGAUUGGCUGCCCCAGCCUACAACCGACGAAGAUAAUCAGCUACAAUGCGAUUGGCGAUCACAACGGGAAGUAGCUGUCAAUGACAACAAGUUUAGGGAGGUGCUAUUCUAUGAAAUGUACAAGCGAGGUGAUCUAACCAAAAAUGAUAUUAGAAUGUAUCCAAAUCUUCUGUAUAGCACACUGAGCAAUCAAAUUAACAAUAAAAACAAAUAUUGUCGUUAUAAUAAUGAUAAAGAUACGGAUGAGAACAAGGAAAGUAUAUUGGCGGCAAUGAACUAAAUGAAGCAUAUUCUAGAAAUUGCGUUUUAAUGACAAAAAUCGAAGCAAUAAAAAACAGAGAAUUGAUCUGCAUUGAAAUGUAAUUUCCGAAUCUUCUUCUUUAUCGCAAAGAACCGAGCACCAACACUAACAAAGAAGUAUUGAUCAAGUACCCUCAUUCAGUCAACCGAAGGCUUUUAAAUAAACUUAAAUUUUAAGUGUAAGUUGGCAAAAGCUUGAAAUUGUAUCAAAAAAUAUGGAUUUGAUAAAAAGCCCUUAAAACCAAACCAGCAUGAAAAUC